AAAGGAACAAUGUUUAGGCUCAUGAGACCCACUGGCUUGCUCAGAGGCACACCAUCUUCAUAUGGCUUGCUGUCAUCGUCGAGGAUCCUGCAACAGCGCUCUAUCCACUACACAGUCGCCAGACUGUGCCCUUCGAAGGACCCGUUCAAGGAGCUGGAGACGUCACCACAACGUCCAAUUGAGGUCGAGCCGGUGAAGAAGGAGCACCAGAGCAGCAAGCACAGUGCCAGGGCCAAUGCCAUCGUGGCCAGGCUGCCCAAGAGGCUCCAGAAGUACGGAGAACGGUUGGUGAAUGCCCCAGUGGCGCAUCUCACUAGCUUUGUCAUUCUCCAUGAGUUCAGCGCAAUUGUCCCCCUGUUUGGCCUGUGGUAUGCCUUCCAUCACUGGGGGUUCCUGCCGGCUGACAUCCCAUCGUGGAUGCUGCUGAAGGGCUCAGAGGUUGUCGAGAAGAUUGUGAGUUGCUGUGUGCCCGGCGUUGUGGCCUAUCAUCACGUACUAACAGAAUACCCAUAGCUCGGCGAAACAGUCGCUGACAUGUCCAUUCAGGAGCGCACACGCCUCGUGCUCGAAGGAGCCACGGCCUAUGGCAUCGUCAAGGCCACCUUCCCACUGAGAGUGAUGUUCAGCAUCUUCCUGACCCCGUGGUUUGCCAGAGUGUUUGUCGUUCCUGGCCUCAGCGGGCUCCAGAAGCUCUUUGCCCUGAUUAGAGGCACGAAGUGAGUGUAUAUAGACCAUAGUAUUUAUUCUGGCUUCUGUCUAGCCAUACGAGGCAUGGGCUAAAGCCAUUUAUAUAGCUAACAGGACCGAGCAGGCCCAAUUGGUGCU
Messenger RNA from Williopsis jadinii, 825 nucleotides. It is a transcript of the gene MRX11, whose product is annotated as Mrx11p. Bases 10 to 513 code for a protein of 167 amino acids. NCBI's taxonomy places the organism in Eukaryota, Fungi, Ascomycota, Saccharomycetes, Phaffomycetales, Wickerhamomycetaceae. The transcript has a single exon. Gene Ontology annotation, cellular component: mitochondrion. The record is from RefSeq and is a predicted model, not a curated record.